AUGCUCGACCCAUCUAUAAACGUUGGAAUUGUCGUCAAGCCGAACAGAAAGGUUGUGUGCAAGUGGUCUGCCAUCGUAGAUACGGUGACUGUGGGCGACUUGAAGGAGGCCCUUAUCCGACAUUAUCCUCAGUACGAACACGACGAUUAUCUGGAAUUACUUUUUUACAAAACAUACACCAGUGAGCUGGAAACCAUAUGCCAUGACGAGGACUUGCGGAGAAUACUCAAAGUCGGCAAGACACAGUCCAUGAACAAGAUGAUCAUUUCACUGAAUACUUCAACCAAGACUUUUUCCGCAUGGACUCUCAAGGAUAUUAUUUCCGAGUACAACCUCUCAGAAUCAACCGAUGACGGUCUUGAGGUAUUUCCGCCGUUUAUCGAUAUCCAAGCCGCGCCGCUGGACUCAGACCUUGAGAAGAAGAUGCUGGAUCAGCUUACCAAUGAGGUCGGUUUGAGGGUGGACGUUCUGAAACUGCUUGGCGCAAACGAAGCAACAAAAUCUAUGGUAGUCGCUUCGUUUCUGGUUGCAGCGACAAAACUAUUCGAGGAAGACCUGUACCUUGCAUCUCAGCGAAACCUCAGCGGGCGCCGAGGAAAUGGACCAUUGGACUUUUCAGUGCAUCCACGGAAGACACACUCUUUCACUCUUGACGUGACGGAGGUGAAGAAGGAUGAUUCUCGACAGGGCAUGGCUCAGAACAUUGUACAGCUGGAAUCGGCCUUGACAACAAAGAAACGCAAGCGCGGCCCGAACGAUGUCGAUGGAAAGGAAGACCCACCGAUGGAGAUGAGGUCUUACGGGAUUGUUACAGACGCAAGCCAAUGGCUGUUGAUUGAAUGUACGAUGCAUGAAGACGAAACAGUGUCGUACAGGAUGACUGAGCUUGGGCAGAGCAUUAACUACAGUGGCGAGUGGCAGGAUAAUGCGAAAUUUGUUUUCGAAAGGCUUGUAUGGCUUUGGUCACGUAUGCGGGAUGAGAUACCAGCACGCGAAAGAUACUCCAGGAAAUCGAGUUCUCCACCCAGCAAUUGGAAGACCAAUGAGUGA
Messenger RNA from Gamsiella multidivaricata, 1050 nucleotides. RefSeq lists its product as uncharacterized. The transcript has 2 exons. The coding region runs from base 1 to 1050 and encodes 349 amino acids. The record is from RefSeq and is a predicted model, not a curated record. Lineage: Eukaryota; Fungi; Mortierellomycota; Mortierellomycetes; Mortierellales; Mortierellaceae.